This is a messenger RNA of Enterobius vermicularis (human pinworm), 867 nucleotides long. Lineage: Eukaryota; Metazoa; Nematoda; Chromadorea; Rhabditida; Oxyuridae. The record is from the annotation of a GenBank genome assembly.
AUGAUAGACAAUGUAAGUAUCUACGAAGAUUUACUGCUGUGGGAUACCACAACUAAAUUUAUGAUAAGAUUUCGCUCUCCGCCGGCGAAAAGUCGUUUGUGGAAUGGAUUAAAGGCACUGCUAUUAUUUUGUGGCGAGUCAUGUGAAAAAUGUCACUAUGCAAACAACGGGAAACUAGUGGUUGACGAUGUUCUUUACAUCUCUUCAAAUCGUGACCACAGUAUACUGAUGGAUUUAAACUGCAGCUGGGAUUUGGAAGCAAGCCCUGGAAAAACUCUUGCGAUAAGAAUAUGUGAGAAUUCUGUAGGUACAUAUGAUGACCUGUUUGUUCUUGACAUUGAUAAUGGAGCCAAAACUCCAACUAGGUUGAAUCGAGUUACAGUUGACAACGUCGGAACGCUCUACUUUGGUUCUCGAAUUUUAAUUGAUUUAAUUAAAAAGUCAAAUGCAUAUCAGUACGGACGUUUCGGUUUACUCAUCUAUUCUACAGAAAGGCCUAAAACUAAAAGUUGCUCAUUAUUAUACUCUAACAAACUUUACACAAGCGAAUGUGGAUGGUUUGAGAGUUUAAAAAAGCAAGCAACUUAUGAAAAAAAUCAAUAUUGCCAGUGGGCAGUCGAGUUACCGGCAAACACUCAACUGGUGCUUACAGUUGGCAGACUCGAUGCGGGAUUGUUGACGGGCGAUAGUUUUAGGGUUAUAGACUCGGCGACUGGCAGAAUCUAUAAACCCGGCGGUGGAAAGGGUAAUGUAAUACACAUAGAGGGGCCACGUUUUGGUGCAAGUGAAGUGACCUUCAUUUGGGAAACCGACUCAGUUGUUGAAUACAAUGGCUUUAACGUCACUUAUGGUACUGACAGCUAUUAG